Messenger RNA from Lates calcarifer (barramundi perch), 2444 nucleotides. RefSeq names its product probable ATP-dependent RNA helicase DDX5. The record is from RefSeq and is a predicted model, not a curated record. Gene Ontology annotation, molecular function: RNA binding; RNA helicase activity; ATP binding. NCBI's taxonomy places the organism in Eukaryota, Metazoa, Chordata, Actinopteri, Centropomidae. Gene Ontology annotation, cellular component: ribonucleoprotein complex; nucleus; cytoplasm. Bases 165 to 2072 code for a protein of 635 amino acids. Gene Ontology annotation, biological process: alternative mRNA splicing, via spliceosome. The transcript is spliced from 13 exons.
GAGCUGACUUCACAUCCGUCUCUCCAAACAGACUUUUGUCUGCCGGCAUUUUCUUUUUACUUUCCCCGUGUCGACUUUAGCUCGUAGAUUAAUUUCCUGUUUUGUUUGCCGGCUAACGGGAUCCAGACGAAGUCAGUUUUGUCCCCACGAUAUUCUUCUACACAAUGCCUGGGUUUUCAGACAGAGAUCGUGGCAGAGAUAGAGGGUAUGGUGGAGGACCUCCUCGUUUUGGUGGUGGUGGAGGUGGCAAUAGGGGUGGACCUCCUCCAGGAAAGUUUGGCAACCCUGGUGAGAGGCUGCGGAAGAAGCACUGGAACCUGGAUGAGCUUCCAAAGUUUCAGAAGAACUUCUACCAGGAACACCCAGAUGUCACCCGCAGACCACUUCAAGAGGUUGAGCAGUACAGACGAAGCAAAGAAGUUACGGUCAAAGGCAGAGAUUGCCCCAAACCAAUCGUAAAAUUCCAUGAAGCUGCAUUUCCAAGCUAUGUCAUGGAUGUUAUUGUCAAACAGAACUGGACUGAACCAACCCCCAUUCAGUCUCAGGGAUGGCCAGUUGCCCUCAGUGGCAAAGACAUGGUUGGCAUCGCUCAAACUGGGUCUGGAAAAACCCUUGCAUACCUUCUGCCUGCAAUUGUGCACAUCCAACAUCAGCCAUUCUUGGAGCAUGGAGAUGGACCUAUUUGCUUAGUGCUGGCACCAACCCGUGAGCUGGCUCAGCAGGUGCAGCAAGUGGCUGCUGAAUACGGCAGGGCCUCCCGUCUCAAGAGCACCUGCAUCUACGGUGGUGCACCCAAAGGACCCCAGAUCAGGGACCUUGAGAGGGGUGUUGAGAUUUGCAUCGCCACCCCAGGUCGUCUCAUUGACUUCCUGGAGUGUGGUAAGACUAAUUUGCGUCGUUGCACUUACUUGGUGCUGGAUGAAGCUGACCGCAUGCUGGACAUGGGAUUUGAACCUCAAAUCCGCAAGAUAGUUGACCAAAUCCGGCCAGACCGUCAGACCCUGAUGUGGAGCGCCACAUGGCCUAAAGAAGUUCGCCAACUGGCUGAGGACUUCCUGAAGGACUACGUCCAGAUCAACAUUGGAGCGCUGCAGCUCAGCGCCAAUCACAACAUCCUACAGAUAGUUGAUGUUUGCAGUGACAUGGAGAAGGAGGACAAACUGAUCCGUUUGCUGGAGGAGAUAAUGAGUGAGAAGGAGAACAAGACCAUUAUUUUUGUGGAGACCAAAAGGCGUUGUGAUGAGCUCACCAGGAGGAUGAGACGAGAUGGGUGGCCAGCAAUGGGAAUUCAUGGAGACAAGAGCCAGCAGGAGAGGGACUGGGUCCUCAAUGAGUUCAGAUAUGGCAAAGCUCCAAUCCUCAUUGCAACAGACGUGGCCUCCCGUGGCUUAGAUGUGGAGGAUGUGAAAUUUGUCAUCAAUUAUGACUACCCUAACUCCUCCGAGGAUUAUAUCCACCGCAUUGGACGCACAGCCCGAAGUCAAAAAACGGGCACAGCCUACACCUUCUUCACCCCCAACAACAUGAAACAAGCCAGUGACCUGAUCUCUGUGCUCCGUGAGGCCAACCAGGCCAUAAACCCCAAGCUGAUCCAGAUGGCAGAGGACAGAGGAGGUCGUGGAAGGGGGGGAAGAGGUGGCUACAAGGACGACCGCCGUGAUAGGUAUUCUGGGGGUGGGAGGAGCAACUUUGGUGGUAGUAGCUACAGGGACAGGGACAGCGAUAGAGGGUUUGGCAAUGGGCCGAAGAGUGCCUUUGGUGGCAGCAAGGCCCAAAAUGGUGGCAGCUAUGGAGGCAACGGUGGCAACUCCAGUGGUAGCUAUGGUAAUAGCAAUUAUAGCAACAGCAAUGGACAGGGUAAUUUUGGUGCUCCAGCAAACCAGGUGGGUGCCUUUGGUAACCAAAGCUUCCAGGGCCCCCCUCAGUUCGGGGCCAUGCAGAGGGCUGCUCAGAAUGGCAUGAACCACCCGCCAUUCCCAUUCAACUCUCAGCCACCACCGCCACAGGCCCAACAGCCACCACCCCCACCACCGAUGGUGCCCUACCCCAUGCCACCACCCUUCCCACAAUAGAUAUGAUAUACGCACAAUAUAUGGGAACCAACAUGAUUUUUGUUUAGUCUUGAAAUCUUAUAGUAUGAUGAUGAUGAUUAUUAUUAUUAUUAUUAUUAUCCUUUGUACUGUUUAACUUUGUUUUGCUUACAGCAGGGUUGGAAUUAUUCAGUAAACCCAGAGCAUUAAAUGGAGCCUUAGACACCUCCUAUAGUGCAACUAUGAUUGCUGCACUUUUCCUUGACUGUUUUUUGUUACAUUCCUCAGUAAUUUAUUUUUACUAGGUAAUGCAGUGUUUUAAGUUUGUGGUAUGUUUAAAGUGAUGUUAAUGAAGAUCAUAUAAAAAGGGUACGUGUGUCCCUUUUAAAUAAAAAUGAGAAAAUUGGAACCUUG